Molecule: messenger RNA, 496 nt
Organism: Periophthalmus magnuspinnatus
Lineage: Eukaryota; Metazoa; Chordata; Actinopteri; Gobiiformes; Gobiidae
Gene: uqcrh
Product: cytochrome b-c1 complex subunit 6, mitochondrial
Exons: 4
Coding region: 93-374 (93 amino acids)
Biological process (GO): mitochondrial electron transport, ubiquinol to cytochrome c
Source: RefSeq, a predicted model, not a curated record
CGUUACCGGAAGUUGCCAGAGCCGGUGUACUGGAGUGACCUUCUAGCGCUCGUGUGUUGUUGACAGCCGCUUACGAGGACAAAUCCAUUAAAAUGGUUUUUGAAGAGAAAAUGAUCAUGAAUGGCGAGCCCGAUGAGGAUGAAGAAGAGGAUGAAGAGGAAGAAGAAGAAGAAAUGGUGGAUCCCCUUGAGUCUUUGAGACAGAAAUGUGAAGAGGCUGAACACUGCGUCCACACUCGGGGGCGUCUGGAAGAAUGUGAGACCAGAGUGGGGUCUCGAUCUUCAACUGAGGAAGACUGCACUGAAGAGCUGUUUGAUUUCCUCCAUGCAAGGGACCACUGUGUGGCUCAUAAAUUAUUCCAUUCUGUGAAAUGAAAGCCUGUGGAUAUGGACCCAGUGGUUGAAUGUUUUAUUUUGUCAUUGUAGUGUGUCUCCUCUGUCUGUCUAGCCAUGGUGCUAGUUAGAUACUAGCAAAUGUUCAAUAAAGUUCAUAGCUG